UCAUGGCGAUAAAAAUAUUGAUCAAACACAUAUAUAAGAUGGUGCCAAGUGUUUUAUAACAAUUUUACAGUUGUAUUGUUGUAUAUUCUACGGUAACAUUUAAUUUCAAAAUGCCAUCGAAGAAUAAGAAAGGUAAAAAUUCUAAACUUACUCGUAUGAGCGAAGAGGAGCGAGCGAGAUACUUACAACAUCGAGCCGACAUAGAAUUAGAGGCAAAGCGACGAAAACAACAAUUGAUAUUAAUUUAUACAAAAAAUAAAUUAAAACACGAAGAAGCUUUUACUCGCAUAAACACAUCAAAGCUUAAUGAGCAAUGGCGAAUGAUAUUACGUCAAAUGAAAUGUACGAUUCAAAAAGAUAAUAUUGAAUAUUUACAACAAAAUUUUGGAGAAAUAUUGAAUACAAAAGAGACUUUUAUACAGAUAUUAUUCAAGGAACUACUAAUAAUAGAUCGCGAUCACAAACUAUUUCAAGAAGCUCAUAUGACAAUUAUUGAUAAUAUUUUAGAAAAUGGAAAAGAGAGAAUAAGUCACUUUUAUCAUAAUUAUGAAGAUCGCGUAAAAAAAAUUCAAACAGAAGAUAUAGAUGACCUAGAAUGUACAAAAAUUAAUUUAAAAGAAUUUCUAAUGCAUUUGAAAACCAUAGCAUUUGCCAAAAAGAAAUGCGCAGAAGAAGAAAUAACAGAGAUAAGGACAAAACACGCAAUUAACAUUCAUACUGUUUUAUAUGAUAAAAAUGAAUCGAUAUUAAAAUUAAAACGUCAAGUACAUCCUAUAUUAGAAACCUUAUGGCAACAAUUAAAUGAAAUUAUAACAAAUUACGAACAAUCAACAGACAAUAAAAGAAAGCAAUACGAAUAUUUAAAAGGACAGGAUGAUAUUCAUCAAAUUGAGGCCGUACGGUUUCCUAAAAUAUAUGCAACACUGAAAGAAAACAUCGAAAUGUUAAGUAAAAAUUUUGUUUCAUUAACCGAGAAAAGAGAAGAAACUAUCGAAGAUUUAAAAAUGAAGUCUGAAUUGCUUAAUAAACGAGUAUGUAAGCUAAAAAAAGAAAUUAAAGUAGCUCAAACUAUAGAUGCAAUGAACUUAAAACGAUUGAGUGUUAUAAGCAAUGAAGUUAUAAAAGAUCUACAAAGAAUUUUGGAUAAAAGUGUAGAGCUUGAAAAAAUUUCAAAAUUAUGUUCAGAUGUCGAACUAGAUUCCAUAAGUGUAAAGAAAUUUUCAUUUAAAAGUUUUGAAGAUACAGAUAAAGUGAUAAAAUGUGAAAAUAAAGCGUUUGGCCAUUUGAAAAAAAUCGAAGGCUUCCGUGAUCAUUUAGGUAGUAUUAAAGAAGAAAAUAUUUUAAUAAAGGAAGAGUAUAGUAAGCUUCUUGAAGAAAAUAACCGACUGAAGCAUUAUUUGCGAACUUAUAUAGUCACUGUAUCAAAAAUGCCAACAAUUUGUUCAAUAACACAGAUCUGAAAUCAUAAUAAUGGAGUAUUUUCGUAAAUUAUAAUAUUUAAUACUUUUUCAAUUGAUAAUAGUU
This is a messenger RNA of Ceratosolen solmsi marchali, 1524 nucleotides long. Its product is annotated as coiled-coil domain-containing protein 65. Gene Ontology annotation, cellular component: axoneme; axonemal dynein complex. Lineage: Eukaryota; Metazoa; Arthropoda; Insecta; Hymenoptera; Agaonidae. The record is from RefSeq and is a predicted model, not a curated record. The transcript has 5 exons. Bases 111 to 1460 code for a protein of 449 amino acids. Gene Ontology annotation, biological process: cilium-dependent cell motility; regulation of cilium movement; axonemal dynein complex assembly.